Verruconis gallopava is the source of this 2245-nucleotide messenger RNA. RefSeq lists its product as uncharacterized. Gene Ontology annotation, molecular function: protein binding; guanyl-nucleotide exchange factor activity. Lineage: Eukaryota; Fungi; Ascomycota; Dothideomycetes; Venturiales; Sympoventuriaceae. Bases 45 to 2099 code for a protein of 684 amino acids. The transcript has 2 exons. Gene Ontology annotation, cellular component: cytoplasm. The record is from RefSeq and is a predicted model, not a curated record.
CUCAAAAGUCUGUAAAAUCGAUUCUCGAGUUUUCCGCAACAGAUAUGGCGAGCUUUAGCGAUCUACCCCUUGACAUCCUUGUGCUUAUCUUCCCCUACCUAGAUCCGAAAGAAUUCUUGAAUCUUUGCAGAACUUGCCGGUCUUUAGCACAACCAAGCAUUCGCAAUGAGCCCACGUACUGGAGCUACCAAGUCAGAACUAAAUUUCGCGUGCCAAAUCGGCCUGCUGUACAAUCAGACGGCCUACGCUGGGAGAGUUUGUACAAGCGAUUGCGGACACAGUCGAGGGUGUAUACUUGGGGGCAAAACACCCAUGGCUGCCUGGGUAGAGACACAAGUUCACCCGCACGAGCCGUGGAACCAAGGAGAGGUCGCGGUAUAGGCCGACGGCUUCCGUUGCCGACGCAAUCUCGAAGUAGUCAACUAAGCACGUGGCCAGGAGAGAUGCUCAAAGCUCGAGAGAUCAGUGUAGUCUCUGACUUGCAAUGCGGUGGAUGGAGCACCAGUUUGCUCACAGAUAAAGGCAUCAUAUACUCGGUCGGAGUUCUUGACGGCUUAAAUCAAUGGAGCUCAGCUGAAGAACUGCGUCCACUUCAUUUUGAUUCUGUCAACAAUGAAAAGCCUGCAGCUCAUACCACCAUUCGGCAAUUUUCUUCAGGCAGAAGACACAUUUUAGGUCUCUCGGAUGAUGGCACCAUCUGGAGUUGGGCCGACAUCAAACGACAAGCCUGUAAAAUCUUACUCCCUGACCUCAAUGGCACCGUUCGUAGUGUAGUAGCAGGGUGGGACAGGAGUUCCGCAUUGAUUCGAGGGCUCGGUAUUGUGUUGUGGGACACUGUUCGACCUGGAGUAACAGAGCGCGCGCUUGAUAACUGGAUCAUAAUUCCAAAAACCGGCUACAGACGAGCCCGAGGCAUGCAGAACCUUUCGAGGCAAGCCGAUGCCGUUGCUGAUGCAAUUGGAGAAGUAAUAAGCUACAUCGUGCUGGAGAAUUAUGUCGUUUUUGUUACAGACACUGAAAAAGUCUUCGCCUGUCGCUUCAAACAUGACGUAAACUCUGGCAUUAUUCACGAUACGUUUGAGCUUACUGACUUAUCGAUCAGCGCUAAGGAUGUUCAAGGCUCGUUCAGGAGGUUCGCAGUAUUCAAAGGCGAAGGAGAAGUGUUGAUCGCGGACCAAGAUUACCUUGAUGCCUGUGCACUCCAAAUAUCUCAACAAAGCGUAGCGACCAUGCCGGAAAUUAUGGUCGUACCAGCAUUACAGAAUUCAGGAGUUAUUCAGCUUGCAUUUGGUGACUACCACUACCAUGCUCUGCAUUCUGAUGGAAGUAUCUCUUCCUACGGUGUCGAACCAGGAGGCUCUGCACUAGGUCUAGGUGGAGCAAUGGACAUGGGAUUGCCUCAUGGAAUGCUACGUGGCAUCAAAUACAAUCCAUGGAACCACGACGGUGUGUUAUUACCUCAUGCUUAUGCAAGAGGUAGACGAAUUUGGUUCCAUAAGGAACAAGAGGCUUGGGUGCGGUUCCUUGCAAAUGGUGGCAAAGACAAGGAUGAAGCCAAGGAGCGCAUGAGACAAGUAGGAAGUAUGCCAGCGGUGCAAGGUGAAGUCAGUGAGUGGGUAGAACAGAUGGGUUCAAAUUGGCACAAGAGGCCUGAGGUACAGAAAGUUGAUAAGGACGGACUGGGUGCGUAUUUCGCACUGUCAGUUGCUGCAGCUGGUUGGCAUAGCGGAUCUCUGCUUCUAGUCAAUGAUGCUGUCGUCGAUGCCGUGAGAGAAAGCUGCCUCGAGUCUAUUCCCGGCUAUCCUCGGGAUGAUGAACAAUCCACAGCAACGAAAGAGUCCAAACUGGCGCAAACCGGUAACCAGGAAAGUCGCAACGACGAUUCCGAAGACAACGAGCAAACGAUAUUACCUCCCAAAGGAAAGCAAUGGAUCUGGGUCAAUCAAGACUUUCCUCGCUUGAGGCUUGAUGACGGAUUUGAGAUGGAGGGCCAAAUCGGGUUCACGGAAUGGAAGGAGCCAAAGCCUGAUUGGAAGCUGCGAUGGACUGGAGAUGACAGACGAGUUUUUGGCGUUUCAGGUUGGAUUUUUGAAGAAUAGACGAUCAAGAGCGUCUGUACCUACCCUUUCUCCUUGAUAUCUCAGAUCUACUUUCCAUGAAAGAUCAGCGAUCGUAACAUUGCUCCAUCCCUCGUGGAUGUCGAACUCACCCUCAAAUUUCCAGCUUGAACAACUUCUUAAACCCC